UGGAAAUCAUGUGGUUUUAUGGCAAUCUUUUACAUUCAUGGUUAAUGUUAAUGUGGUUUCUGUGUUAACAAAAUUAUUUGUGCAUUAUCCUUUUUUGAUGGAACCAAAUCCUGAGGUUGAUGAUUCUGAUGAAGAGGAAGAAGUGGAAAUAAUGGUUAUUUCUGAUAAAGAGGCAUUGAAUAGUUUUAGAAAAAUUAAUGCAGCAGAAAAUGCAGUUUGUAGUACAUAUUGGAAUAAUCAUUCAAGGGAUGCGACUGCUUGUGAUACACUUCAUCCCAAUGAAUUGAAUACUCCAACGUGUUCGUGUUCGCAAGAUUACAUUGAUGCUUAUACUUGCUAUUACCUUUGCGCGCUUUACGCUACUUCUCCUUAUUAUGAUUAUAAGCCACAAGUUGUUACAGCAGUUGAAAGACUAGUUUGUAGUACAUAUUGGGAUAACCGCAAAAGAGAUGCGACUGCUUGUGAUACACUUCAUCCUGAUGAUUUGAAUACUCCAACGUGUUCGUGUUCGCAAGAUUACAUUGAAGCUUAUACUUGCUAUUACCUCUGCAUGCUUUAUGCUUCUCCUCCUUAUUAUGAUUAUAAGCCUCAAGCUUAUGUAGAUAAUUGCGUCCAAUUGAAUUACAACGAAUUGACUGUUCCUUCCAAACCGAGUUGUCCAGGCUUCCUUAAAAUUCCAUCGUCAGCUACUGUUAACUCAGCUACAAAAGAUCCUAAUCCCUCCUCCUCCAAGUCUCCUGGUAAGACGAAACCACCCGGCGAUUCUCCCACCCAAUACAAUUCUCCUACAAACAACAACUGCAAUAAUGUAACUGUUAUUGGCACGGGAAAUGUUAAUUGUAAUAAUAAAAAUAAUUCUCCCACAACCAUCAUCAUUACUAGAUUAAAUUUCCUUUGUGGUUUAUUUUUGGUUGCUACAUUCAUUCUAUGA
Messenger RNA from Entrophospora candida, 931 nucleotides. The record is from the annotation of a GenBank genome assembly. NCBI's taxonomy places the organism in Eukaryota, Fungi, Glomeromycota, Glomeromycetes, Entrophosporales, Entrophosporaceae.